AGAUUGCAAGCAUGAUGAUUUACUGAUAGAAAUUCUUUACAAAAUGAUUUAUCUGCCAAUUCAACAAUUUGAGUCUCUACUAUGACGUCUUCAACGGCGGAAAGAUCUCGUUAUGCUUCGCUUAUUCGGUCAUGCACAGACUCGCAAGACCUCGCGAGCGCCAAAAACCUUCAUGCGCUUAUUGCUUCCAGUGCUCAAGUCCAUAACAGAUAUCUGGCAAAUCUCCUCAUCAAUAUGUACGCCAAGUGUGGCAGCCCCGCCGAUGCCCUCGCCGUUUUCGGCCAGAUCGAGCAGCCCAACGUCUUCUCCUGGAAUCUUAUACUUUCUGCAUUUGCCCGUAACGGGCAUCUGCAGGAAUCAAGGAAUAUUUUCGAUAGCAUUCCUCGUCCUGAUGCCGUUUCCUGGAACACCAUCAUCUCCGCCUACACAAGCAAGAGAGAAAUCAGCGAAGCGAGAGCCUUGUUUGAUCGGUCUCCAUGCAAAAACACUGUGUCAUGGAACUCGAUAAUCUCGGGGUAUGCCGAGAAUGGGUAUUUGUACGAAGCGAAGAGUUUGUUCGAUCGAAUUCCAGAACCAAACGCUGCGUCCUGGAACGCCAUGCUGAAUGCGUAUGCUCAAAGCGCUCACAUCGACGAGGCGAGGGAGUUUUUUGAGCGAAUGCCCGUGAAGAAUGUUGUGGCGUGGACGACGAUGGUGGCGAUGUUUGCCCAGAACGGAGAAUUGCAUCGAGCGCGGGAGCUUUUCGAGAGGAUGCCAGACAGAAAUGUGGUGUCUUGGACGACCAUGGUGCAAGCCUAUGCCCAAAACGCUCAGAUCGACGAGGCAAAGCGGCUGUUUGAUAGAAUCCCAAAUCCCAACCCCAUCUCCUGGAACGUCAUGCUCCUCGCAUACUCCCACAAUGGGCAUUUGGAGCAAGCCGAAAGCUUGUUCAAGGAGAUGCCAAGUCCAAACACCGUGUCUUGGAACGCGAUGAUCCAAGCAUACAUUUCUAGCAAUCGCGAGCUCCAUCGAGCGAGAGAUUUGUUUGAGAGAAUGCCAUCCCCGGACGUGGUGUCGUGGACUUCGAUGGUUUCGGCAUAUGCAAAGGCUGGAAACAUUGGCGAGGCGAGGAACUUGUUUGAUCGAAUGCCCGCAAAGAACACGGUAUCGUGGAACACCAUGAUCUCGGCCUACGCGGAGAAUGGAUUGUUGAUCGAGGCGGAGAAACUCUUUAGCGAAAUUCCAGCGAGAGGAGCGAGCACCUGGACGACCAUGAUGGCUUCUUACAGCCAAAACUCCAUGAACGAUCGAGCGCUUCGAUGCUUCUCUCUCAUGGAUCACGAAGGAGUUUCUCCGGAUCUCGUCGCGUACUCCACUGCGCUUAGCGUUUGCUCGGCUUUGAAGUCUCUAGAAAGAGGCCAAGAGAUCCACUCGAGCUUUGUCAUCAGCGGGCUGGAACCGGAUCAAACUCUCGGUAACACUCUCGUAGAUUUGUACUCCAAGUGUGGCUGCAUGGAGAGAUCCCAGGAAGAGUUCGAUCGAAUGCCCAAACACGAUAUCACGUCGUGGACUUUGCUCAUCGCUGGAUACACGAUCAAUGCCCGAGCCAAGACGAGCAUAAAAGUUUUUGCCGCUAUGGAUCAAGCCGGCUUCCAUCCCGACAACUUUAGCUUCGUUGCAGCCUUCGAAGCGUGUGGAAGCUUGGCAUCUCUAGCUCUGGUCAAGAUCCUCCAUGAAACUUACGAGACGAGCAAGAACGAGCCCGAUCUAGUGCUGGAAAACUCGCUGAUAGAUCUCUACUCGAAGUGUGCUCACCUCCAGGGAUCGAAGGCCGUGUUCGAUGGCAUGAAACACCGAGACCUGGUCUCCUGGAGCACGAUGAUCACUGCCUUCGUCCAGAGCGGCCGUCCGCAAGAAGCCCUCGAUCUCUUCAUGGAGAUGAUCAGCGAGGGAUUCGAGCCGGACUACGUGAACUUCAUCACGGUUCUCACGGCUUGUAGCCAUCUCGGCGAGCACAAGAGGGCCCUGGACUACUUCGCGUCCAUAACCGUGGAUCACCACGUAAAUCUCGUGAGAGAACACUACCACUGCGUGAUCGAUUUGCUCGCGCGCGCCGGCAAGCUGAGCGAGGCCGAGGAUCUUAUAAAAAACAUGCCUUUUGAGCCGGGUGAGGUCGCUUGGAUGUCGCUGCUAUCUUCGUGUAGAACACACCGUGAAAGCUCGCAGCGAGCGGCGGCUAUGGCUUCCAAGCUCGAUUCCUCGUCUUAUGUAAUGCUAUCAAACAUUUGUAUAGAAGUUUAA
Selaginella moellendorffii is the source of this 2280-nucleotide messenger RNA. Its product is annotated as pentatricopeptide repeat-containing protein At4g02750-like. Gene Ontology annotation, biological process: RNA modification. The record is from RefSeq and is a predicted model, not a curated record. The transcript has a single exon. Gene Ontology annotation, molecular function: RNA binding; protein binding. Bases 82 to 2280 code for a protein of 732 amino acids. Lineage: Eukaryota; Viridiplantae; Streptophyta; Lycopodiopsida; Selaginellales; Selaginellaceae.